UUCAUCGUUGUCAAAAGAAAAGAAGAAGAAGAAGGAAAGGAGACGAAGAAGAAGAAGUGUCACCGCUGGGACAAAAACAGUUCAAUUCAGCCUCCAGGGCAUUAUUAGAAACCCCUCUGCUGACUGAGUGAAUAUCUUAAUUUGAUAAUUAAAAACACGUAGAGUCUGAAAAGCUAAUACAGAAGGGCCUCGUCUCAGCGCGUGUCCACCUUCUACUGGUGUGAGAUAGCUUAGCCUGUUAGCUUCACUGGACACCCACUCAGCCGUGUCCUUGUUUGCGGGACUUCACACGAGAAAUCCACCGGAGCUGCACGCAAACUAAUCCGGACUUUGCUUCACAACUGCAGCUGCACGUGUUGUGUCCAAACGCGGCUUUUGCACGUAAAGUAUUACGGAAAUCAACAAGGAAACAUCCUGCAAAACAAGGAAGUCUGAAUGAACUUUGAUGCAGCUGCAUUGCUUCAUUGUGCUGCUCGCUCCUGCAGCUCCUGCUCUCCCGUCCUGCAUUGCUGAUAUUGAUUAUCUGUGACAGCGUCUGUGCGUGCAGUCAAUAUAUCGAUUGACAUUCAAACGAAGCUGGGCUGCAAGCGUGCUAGAGCCAACGUGGAAAAGUAUCAAACAAGCGUUUCAGAGAUGAUUCCCGAAAAAGUGCCGAAGGAAGACGUCUUCCACGGGUCUGAGGAGCUGAAGAAGGAAGCUCACAUCCCCAGCUUUGAGAAAUAUAAGGAGCUCUACUUAAAGUCCAUAGAGAAUCCUGAUGAGUUUUGGGGCGACAUUGCUAAAGAUUUCUUCUGGAAGACCAAACACUCGGGUCCGUUCCUCGAAUACAACUUCGAUGUGACUAAAGGAGAAAUAUUCACCAAGUUCAUGGAAGGAGCUUCAACCAACAUCUGCUACAAUCUGCUCGACCGCAACGUCCACGAGAGGAAGCUCGGAGAUAAAGUGGCCUUCUACUGGGAUGGCAACGAGCCGGGGGAUGAGCUGACGGUGACGUACAGAGAGCUGCUGCAGAGGGUCUGCCAGUUCGCCAACGUCCUGAAGUCUCAGGGAGUGAAGAAGGGCGACCGUGUCUCCAUCUACAUGCCCAUGGUGGUGGAGCUGGUGAUGGCCAUGUUGGCCUGCGUCCGCAUCGGAGCUGUUCACUCCAUCGUGUUUGCAGGUUUCUCAGCAGAGUCUCUGUGUGAGAGGAUCCUGGACUCGGAGUGUUCGCUGCUCAUCACAGCAGAUAGUAUGGUUUUCUACCGAGGAGAUAAGCUGAUCAACCUGAAGCUCAUAGCUGACGAAGCACUGCAGAAAUGCAGAGCCAAGGGUUUCCCUAUACAGAAGUGUAUAAUGUUGAAGCACUUGUCUAAAGAAGCAGAAGAGACUCCUCUGGGCUCUCAGUCUCCUCCUGCCAAACGCUCCUGUCCUGAUCUGCAGGUCCCAUGGAACCCCAAGGUGGACUUGUGUUGGCACGCUCUGGUACGUGGAGCUUCAGACGAGUGCGAACCAGAGUGGUGCAACUCUGAAGAUCCUCUCUUCAUCCUCUACACCAGCGGCUCAACCGGCAAACCCAAGGGAGUGCUCCACACCAUCAGCGGCUACAUGCUCUACACCGCCACCACCUUCAAACUGGUGUUCGACCACCAGCCCGACGACGUGUACUGGUGCACGGCAGACAUCGGCUGGAUCACCGGACACUCCUACAUCACCUACGGCCCGCUGGCCAACGGGGCCACCAGCGUCCUGUUCGAGGGCCUGCCUACUUACCCAGAUGUGAGCCGUAUGUGGGAGAUUGUGGACAAAUAUCAUGUUUCCAAGUUCUACACGGCUCCCACCGCCAUCAGGCUGCUGAUGAAGUACGGCAAAGAGCCGGUGCACAAGUAUAAGCGGGAAUCUCUGAAAGUGUUGGGGACGGUGGGAGAGCCGAUCAACCCCGAGGCCUGGCAGUGGUACUACAACGUGGUGGGAGAGAAGAGAUGUCCCAUCGUGGACACUUUCUGGCAGACAGAAACUGGUGGACAUGUGUUGACUCCUCUACCUGCAGCCACACCCAUGAAACCUGGAUCUGCUACAUUCCCGUUCUUCGGAGUGGUUCCGGCCAUCUUGAAUGAGUCUGGAGAGGAGCUGGAGGGACCGAGCGAAGGGUACCUGGUGUUCAAACAGCCGUGGCCCGGUGUGAUGAGGACGGUGUACGGGAACAAGCAGAGGUUUGAAACCGUGUACUUCAAGAAGUUUCCGGGAUACUACGUCACAGGAGACGGUUGCCGUAGAGAUGAGGAUGGAUACUAUUGGAUUACAGGGAGGAUAGACGACAUGCUGAAUGUCUCCGGUCACUUAUUGAGUACAGCGGAGGUGGAGUCGGCUCUGGUGGAGCACGAGGCCGUUGCCGAGGCUGCGGUGGUGGGCAGACCUCAUCCUGUGAAAGGAGAAAGCCUCUACUGCUUCGUAACUCUGACUGAUGGACUGACCUUCAACCGCACGCUGGAGGCCGACCUCAAAAGACAAGUGCGGGAGAAGAUCGGUGCCAUCGCUACACCAGACUUCAUCCAGAAUGCUCCAGGCCUCCCCAAGACCCGAUCAGGUAAGAUCAUGCGACGGGUGCUUCGCAAAAUCGCUUGUGACGAACGAGACCUUGGCGACAUCUCCACGCUGGCCGACUCCUCGGUGGUGGACCAGCUCUUCCAGAACAGAUGCUGCCCCAACGUGUGAGGACCUCCAGGAUCCUCGCAGUGAGGCUCAGAUAGCAGCCGCAUGCUAGCGGCCUCAAACCCAACCAGCGGAGAAGAAGAGGAAAAGGAGAACCUACAUGAACUUGGUCUUGUCCAACAAACAACCUUUAGCUCCUGAGAAGUAUGAGCGGUGUGCAUCAGAGCUUGUAUUUAACCCCAUUGUCCUUUUAUUGUAAAUAAGCAGCAGGUAGAGACACAACAUCUGUUACUGGUGGAGGUUUCACUCUUCUGUAGAAGAAGUAAUCAUUUUAAAGCAGCAGACAAAGGGUACAAAUUAAACCCGUCUGUAUGUUGAAACGUUUUCCAGAAGUUGACCGAUUUGCUGCUUUUUCAAAAACGAACAAGGCACUGGUGUGUUCGAGGGCGAGAAGCCAGAGGCUGUUUGGUGAAAGACCGUCCCUGAGUCCAACGUGUGGAAGAGGUCGAGCAGGGAAACACUUACUUGUGUUUUAUCCCAGUGUUACGCCAAUGUAACAUAACAGUAUGUGCUCCUUUAAGAGAGAGUUCGUCUUUUUUGUUUAAGGUGGGGUUGUAUGAAGUACUUACCAGAGAUCAGUGUAGAACCUACUGCGGAUGUUAAGCCCCCAGUUUGGUGAAAGAAACAUAAAUUGCAGCAGCCAAACAUAUGAAUACAAUAUAAACAUUUGGACAAUUUCGAAAAAAAUCAAUAUCAGCCUGAGUGUAUGCUAUAUCUAGAAUAUUUGCACAACUCUAUCCUGCUGUCAGACACCUCUUUCUUACAGGAAACUGAAGUCAUUUUGCUAAAACAUUUACUUUGAAGAACACAGGAGUUGCUGAUUUACCGCCGCCCGAUCAGUUAGUUGUUUGUGUUAUUUUGUGACUAUGGUGUUUCUAAGGGUUGAUUCAGAUUCACCAAAGUCACACAAUAUCACAAACAACCCAACUGAUCAAGGCAGCAUUAGACCAUCAACCUUCUUGCCGUGUGAGGUCAAAUGACCUCACCGCACUUUCUGACAGACGUGUUUCCUUACGCUUAAACUGGUAUUGAUGUAUUAAGGUGGCUAGCUGCCCCUGCAGUCCUUAGCUUAUCUUCCUGCCGGUUCUUCUGUUUCUUUCGCAAACUGGUAGUGUACCAUACGCCAUCUUCUCUAAGUUAUACACUCAAUAUUGAUAAAUCCCUCAAACAACCCUACUUUCAAACUAUCUCUUUAAAGUGUUUUCACACUGAAAUAAUGCUAAUGUGAAGUGCUACCUGCUCUGUAGUUAAUACAAGUUAUCUCCUCCCCUCGCUCGCUGCCAUAGUACUGUUAAGUAAACUGAUGAUUACGCUCAAUAUUUCUACUAGUUUUAAUUUCUAUUGUCAUUUUCUAAAAACAUGUAGUUUUGUGUCACAUUUCUUUGGUUUUUGACAUAGGAUAUGUUGGGUUUGUCCGUUUGUGUGUCUGCACGCUGUAUUUUCUUUUACUUCUAUAUGUUGAAGUUGCAGAGAAGUGCUUGGGCUAUUUCAUUUCAGUCUGGUGGAAAUUAGGAAAGUGUGUUCAGUGUCACGUAGCUCAGGACACCAAAUGCUCAGCUCCUCCCAAAGAAUCUGCAGGUCUAAUGUUAAAAAGGGAAAAAGGUGUCUUGAAUUUCCCAAUAACAGAACACAUUUGUUUGUGUUCUUAUGUUAACAAAUUGUAAUGUGUCUAAACUCUGUGUUUAAUUAUUAAAUAAGACUUCACAUGAGGUACCAAAGUCAAUCCCAAACGGCUGGAAAUUAUGCAAGAGUAUGAUUUUAAUUUGGUAAUAUAAUCGCAACCAUUUUAGAAUUGACAGAAUAUGUGAUUUUCCACAAUCUGUGCAUCAAGUCUGCAUCAUGAUAUGGUACCAUUCAAAGUCAAAUAUGGCACGGUAAAGUCUGUUCAAUCAUAGCUAAUACUCAGUUAAGAAUAAAACAUCAGUGGUGUCUUUAUUAACAGAUUUGUUUAUUAAACAGAUUAUUUAAACUCUGUAUCCCAAAAAACACAACCAACAUGUUAGUCUUCUUUCAUUACUUUGAUAGUGGCUCUCAACUCAAUGUCUUCAUUGAUGGUUUGGAUCUUUUUAUGGGAUUUGUUAACAAUAGAAACACUUAAAAUAUCAGCAGACCUCCUCCAUCCUUCAAUAUGUUUUUAGAUGGAAGGGAGGAGAACGUGUUAUUGAUAUUUUAAGCAAAAGUCAACAUCUUUAACUUUAUUGUUCUUGUGCUGAGAGACUGAAGACAGAGCAUUAACACCAUAAAACUGAUCCAAAAUCUAAUAAUAAUCUAAAUAUUGAGCUCAUUUGAAAAUGUAAAUAUAUUAAUAUUUCCAUCUUUUGAAGAUCUUGUGAUAUCAUUUGUAGGAGAUGAACCAAAAGCAGGACGUCAUACAGAUUUCAUCAGCUUUUCUUACCUUUUGAGUUUAUUGCCGUUUGUGUAUCAAUGUGCCAACCUAAGUAACAGUUGAGCUGGGUGUGUAAAGCUAAUAAUUGUAUUUAAUGUUCAAGAAAAAUUGCAGCUGCUUUGAUUUAGAAGCUUUUUUAUUUUGUUUGUAUAAUAAUUUCAGGUGAUGGGAUGAGAAUUUUGCUGUUUGUAUUUCUUUUGUUUUUCUCUGUUUAUCCUAAUUUUUGAGUUGUAUCAAAGUGUAUGCAAUGACAGUAAAUGGACAUGACUACUGCCUCUAAUCCUCUGUCACAGGCUGGUCUUUUAAAUAAAUAUUGAAGCCUAAUUCCUAACGUUGACAUUUGAAACCUAAAUCCACAUUCAAAUGCUGCGUGGCUUUUUGUCUUUAUUAAUUAUUCUCUAUUUAUUCGGUCUAACCUCGGUAUUUCUGCACAGUUGCAGAUUAAGACUGGGCUACAUUUAUAUUAUUAUUUCACUAUUUGUACAAUUAGAUUCCAGUGGUAACUGUGUUGGAUUGUUUUAUGACUUGUGAUUUGAACGUUUCAAGUAACUCGAGGGCGUUGUAAAAUCCUAAAUUCAACAUUUGAUGGAAAAAAAAUACAUGUAAUAAUUUCCAAAUAA
Molecule: messenger RNA, 5694 nt
Organism: Gymnodraco acuticeps
Lineage: Eukaryota; Metazoa; Chordata; Actinopteri; Perciformes; Bathydraconidae
Product: acetyl-coenzyme A synthetase, cytoplasmic-like
Biological process (GO): acetyl-CoA biosynthetic process
Cellular component (GO): cytoplasm
Molecular function (GO): acetyl-CoA synthetase activity
Source: RefSeq, a predicted model, not a curated record